This is a messenger RNA of Ornithodoros turicata, 845 nucleotides long. It is a transcript of the gene RpLP0-like, whose product is annotated as mRNA turnover protein 4 homolog. Lineage: Eukaryota; Metazoa; Arthropoda; Arachnida; Ixodida; Argasidae. Gene Ontology annotation, cellular component: nucleolus; preribosome, large subunit precursor. Bases 82 to 831 code for a protein of 249 amino acids. The record is from RefSeq and is a predicted model, not a curated record. Gene Ontology annotation, biological process: rRNA processing; ribosomal large subunit biogenesis; ribosomal large subunit assembly. The transcript is spliced from 7 exons. Gene Ontology annotation, molecular function: RNA binding.
AUCAUCAUCAUCAUUUUUACCCACGCGGUUUAUCCGUUUAUCCAGGUUUAUCGUAUUCGUAUAUUGGCUUAUUUUAUUGCCAUGCCUCGUUCCAAAAGGAGUCGUCAAGUUUCGCUGACGCAGACGAAAAAGAGGGGAAUAGAGCAGAAAGAGAAAUUAAUUAAAGAGGUACGCGAUGCUUUUGACCAGUAUGACAAGGUGUUCGUCUAUUCCGUAAAAAAUAUGAGAAAUUCCAAACUGAAAGACGUUCGACAAGAGUGGAAAGACAGUAGGUUUUACUUCGGAAAGAACAAGGUGCUGGCAGUUGCCUUGGGCAGGUGCAUUGACGAAGAUCAUCGGCCUAACCUGCACCACGUAAGCGAACGGUUGAGAGGCCAGUGUGGGUUACUCUUCACCAACAGAGUCAAAGAGGAUGUACUCAACUGGUUCCAAGAAUACCGAGAUAGCGACUACGCGCAUGCUGGAUCUCCUGCUGCCUGGCGUGUCUUCUUGGACAAGGGUCCCCUGACUCAGUUUGUGCACUCUAUGGAACCGCAUCUCCGUCAACUUGGACUACCCACCACCUUACAGAGAGGUGUGGUGACUCUCAGCAAAGAGCAUGUCAUCUGUGAAGAAGGAGACAUUCUCAGGCCAGAGCAAGCCAGUUUACUGAAACUGUUAGGUAUUAAAAUGGCAGAGUUUCGAGUGUUCCUGGAGUUUAUGUGGAAUGCUGAUGGGACAUACACAUCACUUGAAGAGCCCCAGGAAUCCAAGAGGGGUACCAAGAGGAGCAUCCUAUGCGAUGAGGAAAUGGAGCCAAACAGGAAAGCCACCAGAAGAAACAAACAAUAAAUUCGGAAUAAUGA